AUGCCCGAAGGUUUAACCCUAGAGGAGCAGAAGCACAAUGAGCUGGAGCUCUACAUCACAUCCGUCAUCUACCUUUUCACCUACGCCGCCCUCAACACCCUGACCGGCCUGGUCGUGCUCUUCCUCGACGUGAUGGCCGUGCUGAUAUUCCGGUCGAACGGGAUCAAUGGCGCGGCGGACAUCGUGAUCAUGGUGUUGCUGUUCUUCGCCGUGUCAACGAUAUUACUCCUCGCGUACGCCACGGUGCAGAAAUUCGCGCAGGGGCCGGUGUAUGUCGCGCUGUGCGUCAUGAUCUUCUUCAAUCUGGUAUGAAUAGCUCGAACAGCUUUUUUGACUGGUUGUUGAUGAUGAAAGCACUGCAUGAGAAAACGGUUUUCUACUUGUGUUUUUGCAAUACAAAAUCCAAACUAUCACCAGAUCGGCGGCAUCAUGAGUAAAGUUUUUUUCAGCGACGUCCCGCAGGUGAUGUACUACGUCAGUUUCCUGCACGAGAUUUGCUGUCUCGCCAAUGCCUGGGCGACCAACAACCACCGAUUUGCGUUUUUUAACGCCAUCGAAUACACGUGGGAUCUAUCAACCGCAAAAGUGUCUGGGUCUGGAAGGUCACAACUUGUGAUGCUGUCUGUGGAUUCUAAAAAAAUUUGCAUUGCAUGACCAGCAAGAGGGGUCGCGUUUGUCCUACGUGGAGAGGGCAUUUCUCAUGCGGUAGAGGUAUCACAAAGCCUUCUAAAAAUCUGUGAUGCUACGGCAUGUAUCACAGACAUCAUGGCUCAUGGAAAAUAUGCAUGACAAAUCUAGAAAACUUCCUGACCCAGACACUUUUGCAUUUGAUAGGAUCAGUUUGACUGGAUGGACAAAAUUGUACGUCCGGGGCUCGAAGAAGCCCUGAUAAGGAUGUACCUGAAGUAUAGAAUUAUCUUACGCUACUAGCUGCUGUUUUAUUUGGAUUUGUUUCCUAGAUGUGGUGCAUAUGGAUAAGGAUAUCGAUAUAGUGCAAGAGAAACUUUUCUAUCAUAGCCAAUUCUGCAUGACAAACAAACUCCCAGGGCCAAGCCACUCGAAGUGUCCCCGGAGGACGAGGUGGUAAUAGAAAGCACGAAAGAAGCCGCCAUGCUGGAUAUGAGAUUGCACCACUCUCCCUCCCCCUCAUUUGUCAUGCAAAACCCCAAAUCCAAGGGCAAGGGCUUCCCUGUGGCACUGUUUGCAUGACAGAUUCCGGUGGAAGCCCAAACAGUACUACACUAGGCGGACGAUGAAUUUGUCACGCAUAAGCUCCAUGUGUGCUGGUAUUUGUAUAUGCUGUUCAUGCAAUACAAAUGAGGGGGAGAUGCUGGGGUUGUGCACUCUCAUACUGGAGGAGCUCCGGCGAAAAGCCGCAGAGUACCCUACGCACCAGAUAAAAACCUUUCAGCGGUACGACUACGAGCACGACUUCCAGAAAACGGUCAAGUUCUACACGCGGCAGAAGCGCGAGCUGUCGGAGUGGAUGCAGAGCGUGAAGUUCGAGGACAUAAAGUCCAACCCGAAGGAAAACAGCUGGAUGCAGGACAAAAUAGGGAAGACGCUGGGCCGGAAGCUGAUGGGCGAACAGGAGUACUUGAAGUACCAGGAGGGCGUCAGGAAGGAACUCGCCAUGCGGGAGGGGUGGAACCACAAGUCCGCGGCAGACAGGAAGAAAAAGAGGAAAGGCGAGCCGGGCGGGCUGGAUCUCGGGCCGCAGACCAUCGUGAAAAUGACGGAUAUGUAGUGGGGAGAGACAGAAGUUCUUCACUGUGUCGGGCUGCGUCUAGUUGUCUACGAGGGGUCUUUGUGGAGGUUCUUGUUUUCUGUCGAGAAUACAUCUACUUAUUAACCGGUUCUUUUUCAAAAGAAUAUAGUCAGACUUGAUAAUCAAUUCGCUGAGCUGCUCUCGAGAAUUCAGGAGUUUCGAACAGGUUUGAUGCAAUUUUCGGGCUGUGGUGCCUGAUGUUUUCGAGAAUUCAGUGUGGAAU
Amoebophrya sp. A120 is the source of this 1991-nucleotide messenger RNA. The record is from the annotation of a GenBank genome assembly. NCBI's taxonomy places the organism in Eukaryota, Dinophyceae, Syndiniales, Amoebophryaceae.